AAAAGAAUCCAAUAUUGAGUCCAUCAAGCUUCGCUAGCAGUCCAUGUGAUUAUCUGUCACAACCCACAAAUCCGUCCACUUUCCAGUGAGGAACUUUGCUGUUCUCACUUAGCUUCUUCUUCUUCUUCUUCUUCUUCUUCUUCUUCUUCUUCUACUAAUUUUAAUUCUUCCAUUCUUUUUCUUUCUAUAUAAGAAAUUACUGUGAAUUAUCAAAACUUUCCCUUUUUGGUUUUAUUUCUUACCAAACACGCCCUUAACCAAGAAAAUAAGUACACCCCAUUUUCCCCCAUUUUCUUUCUUAUCAUAAUUGUGAUUUUUAUUUUUAGGAUUGAUAAUUCAGAAUUAUGGCUACUGAAGUUCCUGUUUCUGUUGUUGUUGAGCCACAAUUGAAAGAGCAGCAAGCAGAUCAAAAGGAGCCACAAAUUGUAGAGGAGAAAAUACCAGAAGAAGUGAUCAAAUCAUCUGAACAAUCAGACAUGCCUAAGACUGAAGAAGAAAAAACCGAGGUACACGAGAAAAAAACCGAGGAUGUUGUUACUGAUGAAAAGACGGUGUCACAACCAGAAUCUGUUGCUGAAGUGAAGCAAGAAGAAAGUCCCGAAAAUGAGCCUAAAACUGCAGAAACACCAGUUGAGAAGGAGGAGGAGCUACCUACAGUAGAGGCUCCUGUGAAAACCGAACAAGUGAUUGAAGAGAAGGCGAAAGAAACUGAAGCUCCCAAAAGUGAGGAGCCUGUUCAAAAGGAAGCUGAAGUACACCCCAAGAAUGAAGAGGAGAGUACUAAAGAGGUGGUGAAAGUGCCAGAACAAGAGGAGGAAGUUACGGCUGAGGUGAAGGAAGUUACUGCUGAACAAGACAGUAAAGAAGAGGAGGAGAAGGUGAAGGAUGUUUCUGAGAUAAUAAUUACCAGAGACAUUGAUGUUGUGAAAUCAAGUGUUGAGGUUGUUUCUGAGACAGAGGAAACGUCAGAAGUCAAGCCUGUCGAAGAAGAAGCUGUUGUUGCGGAGGUGAGUGACAGAAGUGUAGAUGCAAGUCUUGUUGAGGAACCUGUAAAGGCUGUUAAAGAAGAAGAGUUUAAGGAAGAAGUAAACUCGAAAGAAGAAGCUGCAAAAGAGAGUGAUGUGGUUGAAUCCGCUGUUGAAGAGGGUAGCGAAAAAUGUGAGAAAAUAACAGUAGAAGAUCAGUCUGUUCAGGAGGAAGUGGUGAAUGUCAAAGAUUUAGCCUCCAUAGAUUACCCUAAAAAUGUAGAGGAGUCGAAGCAAGAGCCGCCUUCUGAAGUAGAAGAGGAAGUUGUGAAUGUGAAGGAUUUAGCCUCUAUUGAUUACCCUAAGAAUGUAGAGGAGUCGAAGCAAGAAACACCUUCUGAAGUAGUCGAGGAAGUGGUGAAUGUCAAAGACUUAGUCUCUGUUGAUUACCCUCAAAAUGUAGAGGAGUCGAAGCAAGAAACAACACCUAGAGAAGCAGUGGAGGAAGUGGUGAAUGUCAAAGACUUAGCCUCAAUUGAUUACCCUCAGAAUGUAGAGGAGUCGAAGCAAGAGCCACCUUCUGAAGUAGCGGUGGAGGAAGUGGUGAACCCUACGAAUGUAGAGGAGUCGAAGCAAGAGCCACCUUCCGAAGUGGUGGAGGAAGUGGUGAACCCUACGAAUGUAGAGGAGUCGAAGCAAGAGCCGCCUUCUGAAGUGGUGAAUGUGAAAGAUUUAGCCUCAAUUGACUACCCUCAAAACGUAGAGGAGUCGAAACAAGAGCCAACUUCUGAAGUAGUGGAGAAAGUGAGUGAGCCUAGUGAAACACCAGUAGUUGAAGAAACUGUUGAAAAAGAAGAAAAUGGUGAAGCUACAAAAAGGGCUAGUCUAGGAGACAUGAUGAAAGAGGAAAACCAUGCUACUGAAACUGAAGAAACUCCAAAAGAAACAACAACAGAAGUUUUAGAACAGGUUAAAGUUGAAGACGAAGUGAAAACUGAGGAAACUAAACCAGAAGAAUCAACCGAGAAACAAGAAGUAGCUGCAAAAACCAGAGAUGUUGAGGUUGUUCCUCCACCUUUGAUACCUUCAGAGGAGAAGAAAGCAGAAGCAGAGAAAAAUGGACAUAUGAGUGAUGAAGUUGCAAAGGAAGAAGCUGUAACAAAGGUGGAAGAGAAAAGUAAAGAGGAAGUUGUAAGCAAACCUGCUUCAAAGACUAUAUUGUCAAAAGUGAGGAGUUCUCUUGUGAAAGCGAAGAAGGCGAUUAUUGGAAGAUCACCUUCUUCAAAGACAAUCUCAGUUGAUCCUAAGGUUGAUUUGUGAGUUUGAAUUUGAAUGAACUGUUUUUUUUUUUUUUAAUUGGUGUAUCAUAUUUUUGGUGAUUUUGAUGUUUGUGUUUUUGUUGUAUUUGUUUUUGGUUUGUGAUGGUAUUGUGUUUCAUAGAAUGUGAAUACACACAGAAGGGUAUAGGGGGUUUUGAGGUUCUGUGAACUUCAUGAUUUUCAUUUUCAUUUGAUUUGUUGUUUCAUUGAGAAUCUUAUUUAGUACUAUUUUUUUUUUCUUCUUGAAAUGUAUGGAUUAGUAAUUGUAUUUGUUUGGUUCUAGUUUGUUGAUUAAUGAUUAAACUGAAGAAUUGUUAUUGAAA
Spinacia oleracea (spinach) is the source of this 2607-nucleotide messenger RNA. RefSeq lists its product as uncharacterized. The transcript has 2 exons. NCBI's taxonomy places the organism in Eukaryota, Viridiplantae, Streptophyta, Magnoliopsida, Caryophyllales, Amaranthaceae. The record is from RefSeq and is a predicted model, not a curated record. The coding region runs from base 345 to 2285 and encodes 646 amino acids.